Messenger RNA from Cornus florida, 1651 nucleotides. RefSeq names its product polypyrimidine tract-binding protein homolog 1-like. Gene Ontology annotation, molecular function: mRNA binding. Gene Ontology annotation, cellular component: nucleus. Lineage: Eukaryota; Viridiplantae; Streptophyta; Magnoliopsida; Cornales; Cornaceae. The transcript is spliced from 10 exons. The coding region runs from base 144 to 1529 and encodes 461 amino acids. Gene Ontology annotation, biological process: regulation of RNA splicing. The record is from RefSeq and is a predicted model, not a curated record.
CUCGUAUAUCACACAGCGGCAGAAAGAAAAACCCACCAAGUACCGUCGCUACCCAACUCUGCGACUUUCCAUCUCCAAUACCCUAAAUUCACAUCUGCCGAUAAUAUUUUUCCGAACCCUACUAUCGUAAACCCAUUUGUCAGAUGUCGACUUCCGGGCAGCCUCAGUUCCGGUACACGCAGACGCCUUCAAAGGUCCUCCAUCUCCGAAACCUGCCAUGGGAGUGCAUCGAAGAAGAGCUCAUCGACCUCUGCAAACCCUUCGGCAACAUCGUCAACACAAAGUGCAACGUGGGCGCCAAUCGCAACCAGGCCUUCGUUGAAUUUGCAGACCUUAAUCAGGCCAUUAAUAUGGUGACCUAUUAUGCUUCAUCAUCUGAGCCUGCACAGAUUCGUGGUAAAAGCGUGUAUAUUCAAUAUUCGAAUCGGCAUGAAAUUGUCAACAACAAGAGUCCAGGAGAUAUUCCAGGAAAUGUCUUGCUGGUAACCUUUGAGGGCGUAGAAGCUGGCGAUGUCACCAUCGAUGUCAUUCACUUGGUAUUCUCGGCUUUUGGUUUUGUGUACAAGAUCGCCACUUUUGAAAAGGCUGUUGGUUUUCAGGCAUUGAUUCAAUUCAGUGAUGCUGAAACUGCAUCUUCAGCAAGGGAGGCAUUGGAUGGAAGAAGCAUACCCAGGUACUUGCUUCCAGACAAUGUUGGUUCAUGCAACUUACGUAUCUCAUAUUCCGCUCAUAAAGAUCUGAAUAUUAAAUUUCAAUCUCAUCGUAGCAGGGACUAUACGAAUCCGUAUCUUCCCGUGAAUCCUACUGCAAAUGGGGGAUUUGUUCAGCCUUCUGUAGGUCCUGAUGGAAAGAGAAUAGAAACUGAGAGUAAUGUGCUUCUUGCAUCGAUUGAGAAUAUGCAGUAUGCUGUCACGGUGGAUUCCAUUCAUAUGGUAUUUUCUGCAUUUGGUACCGUCCAGAAAAUUGCCAUAUUUGAGAAGAAUGGUGGAACACAGGCACUAAUUCAAUAUCCUGAUGUCACAACUGCAGCAGUUGCGAAAGAUGCUUUAGAGGGACACUGCAUAUACGAGGGUGGCUAUUGUAAGCUUCAUCUAUCAUACUCUCGUCAUACUGAUCUCAAUGUAAAGUCAUACAGCGACAAAAGUAGAGAUUACACCAUCCCUGAAUCAGGAUUCCCUCCGGGAGCAACAGUUUGGCAGAAUCCUCAGGCUGCUCCAACGUUUACUGGAAUUGGGAAUGAAUUUGCUCCUAGUGCUUCUGUGGGACAAGUGCCCUCUUGGGAUCCAACAAUUCAGGCAGGCACACCAACCUUCGUUUCGGUUGGCAACACUUUUCCUGGUCAAAUGUAUGCCCCAUCCUCUGUUUCUGCCUAUGCCACUGCUCCAACUCCUGCUGGUUCUUCACCGGUUAUGCAAACCAGCCAAAUUACUACGAGUGUGCCUUUGAUGGGAGUAGGUCAACCCGUGCAUCAGCCAAAUAUGCGGCCUGGUGGUGCUUCUCCACUGGGUCAGGCUCGUUAUUAUAGCUAAUAAUAAGACGGAACAGUUUUCCUCAACAUUAGCAUGUUUCUCUGCAUUUGUUAUUAUUAAAUUAUUUAAAGCAUUCCUCUAUGACUGAAUGCUACCAAUUUGAGGAGUUGGAGUUUCUGGAA